UCCUUCUACCCCGGCCUCCCCUCUAACAUUUAGUUACUUGUCCAUCAUGGGAACUGUAGAAUCUGAUAAAACAGAGCUGAAGCAGAGGAACAAGGUUAAAAUAAACACAGAUGAUGCAGUAAAAGGUCGGGAGAGAGUUAGUAAACACUCUGAGAAGAAUUCUGAUUCGGAGGAGGAAGAACCAAAACAAGAGACCGAAGAAGAGAGAGUUGCUAGAAUUGGUCAAGUCUCCGUUUCCUUUACAGAUUUUGUAUUUAAAUGCAUUGACUAUGACAUGCUUAAAUUGUUUCUUGGUUCUAUGAUUGGAUUCUUUUGCCUAGUUCUUAUUGUAACAAUCAUAUACUUAAUUUUCUGCUUCUUCUUCUUUGAACGUCAAUGGGAAUUGUACUUUCCGUCUGAUAAAGUGAGAAUGCAUGCCACCUCAGAGCUCUAAUAUGGAGAUGAAUACUACAGAAAAUAUGAACAAUACAGCUGAAAAUGUGGGCAGAUCUCUGACCAGUUUGAUAUCCAAGAUUAAUACGGAUCAGAGUGACCUGUCAAAGACCCUACCCUCUAAUACUAGUUACAAUGUUUUACAUAACUCUGAAGCAGCAGUCCACUAUGGCCAGUUCUAUACACUAUAUUUGAUUAUUGCAAUUCUUGUUUUUAUUCUAAUAAUCAUGAUCUAUCUACAUUUCUUCUCCUGGGUUCUCAAGGGCAAUCUUGACCUGCCAGGGCCAGGAGGAAUGGAUGUUCGGAAAGGUCCAGUUGUCUAUGUUAAAAACCCUUUCAAAAUGUUCUAUGCCUGGAUCACCAGGUAUAAGAUUGAUAACACCAUAUCUGAAGUUCCGAUUGAAAUGAUAAGUAGUCCUAACAUUACUAGUAAUACAUCAGAACUAGGGAACGAGGAGGGUGUCAUCAAUCUUAGGGGCCCGGGGACCAGCCUGCCAGAUGGAGCCAGAUCGAAGAAAGCCAUGUUUGAAUCUAAGAGAUUGAGCGAAAACAUUAAACAACAUUCCCAGUUUCGAUAUGGUCGCCAUCUUGACGAUGUGGAAGAAAUGAUUAUUGAAUAAAGAACUGUGCUAGCUGACCAUAUUUAUGUUAAAGAUAUAUUUAUGUACUUGAUUAUUGACAUUUUGUUUCUGUUUUCUUUAUGUAACGUGUUUAACAAUAUGCAAUGAUAUACAAUAUUUUUUGAAUUAAAUAUACUUUCAUGUUUUUCAA
Molecule: messenger RNA, 1203 nt
Organism: Eurytemora carolleeae
Lineage: Eukaryota; Metazoa; Arthropoda; Copepoda; Calanoida; Temoridae
Exons: 2
Coding region: 414-1052 (212 amino acids)
Source: RefSeq, a predicted model, not a curated record